AUGUUCGUGCGCGAGCAAGUAAAACUAUGGCAACGUAUUAAGGGCACCAAGGACGAUGAGGAGGCGACCGAAUGCGCCGUGUGUGAGCGCAUUGUCUAUCCGGUGGACAAGGUGAAGAUGGAUAAGAAAGUCUUCCACCGACAAUGCUUCAAAUGUUCCAAAUGUCUGAAGGGACUCAGCGUUCAGAAUUAUUAUACCCACGAAGGCCUCCUCUACUGCAAGACCCACAUGCAGCAGAUCUUCCAUCCUGAAUUGGGGAUCACCGACGCGGCUGCUGCCCCACCACUCAUCACUACCGGAGGUACUAACACAGAAAAAACACUGCAUAAAUCAGCAGAUCAGUUUCAACGAGAAUUCGCGUUUACAAACUUCAAGUCUAAUAAAAUGUUUAUUUUAGCUGUAAGGAAGACCAGAGAACAAUUCCAAAAGGGCAUUCCCUUUCAAGAAUUAACAUCAUCUGAUAAUGUGGACAAGGAAGAUAUAAAAUUUGCAGGUAAGUUCAAAACCUUAACUUAUAGUUUUCGCUGUUCAGAACUGAGUAACGUGAAAGACAAGUUCGAGAAGGGAGAACUGUUGGACAAGAAUGUGAAGAAAACGGAAGUAGAGGCGCGUUGUGCUGAACUGGGCAAUAUCAAAGCAGCGUUUGAGCAGCCGACCAGUGAUGAAAGCGAGAAACAGAAAGAAGCGAAGAAGCUAGAAAUUUCAGAGGAGUUCCAGAAGAUAAAGAAGGAGAAACGCCGUCUGCAAGAAAAGGAACGAAGGGAAACUGAAGAAGAACUGCGAAACCAGCCUGAGGUGAAACAAAAAAGCCGAACGGCAUUGACAGAGGAACUCCAGGAAGAAGAAAAGCCCCCAGAAGAUUCAAAGAUUGAAGAUUUAGCGAUAACCGCUGAACAUGCUCAAAAGAUGCGUGCCAAAUGGGAAAAGAUUCAGAGGAAAGAGGCGAAGAAAGCAAUGAAUACAAAAUUCAGAAGGCUAAACAGAAAAACCGGUCGCUACUGUGAAAUGUUCUAA
Soboliphyme baturini is the source of this 1014-nucleotide messenger RNA. The record is from the annotation of a GenBank genome assembly. Lineage: Eukaryota; Metazoa; Nematoda; Enoplea; Dioctophymatida; Soboliphymatidae.